Molecule: messenger RNA, 4881 nt
Organism: Giardia duodenalis
Lineage: Eukaryota; Fornicata; Diplomonadida; Hexamitidae
Exons: 1
Coding region: 1-4881 (1626 amino acids)
Molecular function (GO): protein binding
Source: RefSeq, a predicted model, not a curated record
AUGAGUGGCAGCCAAUAUGCUCACAAUGUCCUUGUUCAGCCUUCUGCAAUACUCCAAGCUAUAUGUUGCCGCCUUACAGAUGGCAGCGUGCCCAAGAAUUUAGUACUUCUUCGAUCUGGUUUACUGGAGGUUUAUUUAAUAGAAGGAGAAAAUCGGAGUACAAAGCUGAAACUUAUUACGUCUUAUCAAUUACCUCCAUAUAUGAGAAAGAUCUCUCGCCUUUUGGAUCUCCAGACUCAUCGUGAUUUGAUUGUUGUCUCUUCUGAAACAGAGCUUCUUAUUUUGGAUCAUGAUGCUGUUCUAAAGGAAGUCUUUAUUAGGAGUCGACGUAAAAUCGAUUUUCCAGGUCGAAUACAGUUGUUGGAGUCUCCAGAUCAAAAGUUUGUAGUCUGUUGGAGUUCGACAGGAAUUAUUUCUCUAUACUCAGCCAAAGAUUCGGCCCCCUUUACAGUUCUACGUGGUCUACCGGCUAUCCAUGAGUUGGUCGACGUGUCCAUUGCAGUUUCUGCGGAUACUGCAAAGCUUGCGGAUCUUGGCCUUUCUGCGACAACCUUUUUCUUUGCCAUUUUGUGGGCAGAUUCAGCUCAUGACAUGUACGUCCAAAUAUUUGCUCUUUCCGAUCCUAGUUCCUCCCAAGCUUCUGUGCUAAAAGAGAUCACGAGAAAGAUUUCAAUUCAGUCACAGUAUUGCUUUGUACGGCCCUUUGGUCGCGAAGACUUCAUAGUUGUUGGUCCAAGCUCUCUCUUUGUUUUAUCCACAAAAGCCACAGAUGUAACUCCCAUUUUGCAUCCUUGUGCAUCUCCAACAAGCCUCUCUAAUCCUUGCAUGUUAGUGGAUGAGCCUCCUCGGUCUUUAUUUCUGCAUGACAGAUCAGGCCUUUUACUGGAGAUACUACUUGUUGAUGACUCCAAACGACAGACAGCACAGACACCGCCUCUUGUUAUACGUUAUUGGGGCCUUGUUUCCUCGUCAGUGUACAGCGUACUCAUCAGAUCCGACGUACUUUUCCUUUGCAGUUAUAGUGGUCCGUCACUACUACUUUACGUUGAUUGGAAUAAGUGCAAACAUUUUUCUUUUUCACUUAAAGACACACUUGGUGUUUCCGAUAGUUUGGCUACGGUUAACAGAACUAUUGGUCGAGAGAAUCAUUGCGAGCUGGGGGAUGAGACUGUUCCAGAAGAAUCAGGAAGUACAGGCCACCAAGCAGAGCCCAUUGAAUCACGGACAUUUCAGCAUCUUUCAUCGAAUAUUUUGGCAAGUAAUUCACAGCUUAAAUGCGGCACACCUUUGAUUCUGGCGCAGAUAACCCAUAAGGGACCAAUAGUUGAUAUUUGCUACGUGUCUGUUCGUGCUACCGAACCUUUUGAAUACACCUACCUCCGCCUUGAAACACCGCUUUUUUCUUCUGAUUGGUCCCCGAGUACGGACAUUGAUUACUUUGUUCGUCUAAUGGGAUCUACACUUGGAUCCCUUGACAAUAGUAUACGAAGAAAGCGUCCAUAUGCUUCUCUCUCAUCUUGUUCUAGACAACGCACCUUUCAAAUUAAUACUUCGGCAGAUAAUACUUCUCUCAAUAGCCUGGAUGAUCUAAUGCAGUGGGCCUUUCGGCAAACAAAGUAUUCUAGAGUCGUACAAUCGAAAGUUCAAGCGUACAAUACACUUGCCAAUAUAGCUCUUUCUGCCGAGUCGGCAAUUUGCACUAUCAGUGGGUCUGAUAAUUCCGGAUCGAUCAACGUUUAUCAGAGACAGUUUUCUCAUAAACUUAGCUCUCCAAUUUACUUGCCUGGAGUUUUAUCUAUUACAAAGUUCUCUUCAAAUACGCUUCUUUUACGGAUACAUAAUCAAGAGUGUGGAAAGUUUGGCUCUGUUAUUCUCCAGUAUUUGUAUGAUAAUAAGCUCAGGCUCAAACUGUUUAAUCGAGCACCUCUGCCACUCAGUUUAUACGAUUUUGAAUCAUAUCCAAUUUGUGCCUGUAGUAAUCCACCCGACCUUCAAAAAGUGACCUCGUCUACUUUUGUUCUUAUGAGAUCUGUAUCUAGCCUUUUUGUUCUCGAGCUAGAUAUAGAUUCCGAUAAGCUGCUCACUGUGGUCUAUUCCACUACUAUUAAGGACUUUCUUUCUGGAUCACCAUCGUGUUUUACCAAAGAGGAGGCCUCCACAUUUAACCAGCUGCCUCAAACGUAUUUUGAUACAGUUACUAUUACUGCUUUGGCGGUGUCGCUUAAUGGACGUAAUAUUGCAAUCGCUCUCUCUAACGGAGCAAUUAUUACAUCUCGAUUUACCUUGAAAGAUCACAUGUUGGAGGCCAUUAGAUACAAAAAGUUUUCUAUCUCUGAUGCCUUUCUUCAUCACAGUGGUCAGGUCACAUUUACUAUAUACUCCAUUGCUGUAUCUGAUGAAGGCUGUGUUUCCGUGUGCUGUUUGGGUGUCCCUUACGUUUUUUUGUUGGACAUGGAUUUGCGGCACAUACUAGACUAUCCAUCCGGAGACAUUCUUUAUGUUCCCCCGCGCAACGCUCAUUCUUCGCCUGGGCCCCAUACCAGUCGCUCCAGCACAGACGAAAAUGCCAGAUGUAUCCUAGAGGAUAGCACUCUUUCUAGUAUACUUGCAGGAUCAUCUGUUCAAUCGGUAGAUGAUAUUUCCCUUUUAGUGCAGCUCAAGUCAGGGGAUCUCCAAGGUCCCAUGGGUGAAUCUGAGUGCACAGACGUUCGAUUUGCGGCUUGUCCUUACUCUCAUAGUGCUGCUCUUAAACUAUCAACUCCAUCCGAGCUUAGAUUUAUAGGCCCAAACUGCUUGGUUAUGCUUUCCCUUGAAGGUACAGUGCAUGUAUAUGUAAUAGGAAAAGGUUGCACAGGUAAGCAAGUCUAUUUUGUUUGUGACAAAAUGUACACGUACAGAUUUUCUUGUGGAGAGGUUGUAUAUUUAUCAGUUAUUAAGUCAAUAGGAUCUUCAGCUAACAGCCUCCAUUCGGACGAUGCAGAGCUGUAUCUUUCUUCUAAGUCGAGAAAUGCUGUGAUGCAUAUUUCUUUGAAUCGACAGCCGGAGAGAUCUCUCGGACCGAAACCUUAUCCUUCAGACAGAACUGAAACCGAGAAGCGCGUGUCUGGUUGUACAAGAAGUCCCCUUUCAUUUGUGAGUGAGAAAGUGGACAUUCUCGUCGAGAUAUUUAGCUGCAUUGAUAGGUUUUCUAUUAUCUUUCCCCUUAUGCAAAUGAAAGCAGUUCAAUCUCACAUUAAGCCCUUUGAUCGGGCACAGCUAGAGAAUCAACAAAACGAGCAGAAGUGUAACUUACAGUGCACGUGUAUGGAUACUUACAUCGUUUAUAACCCCGACAAACAGAUGCUCUCACUAGCGCAUAGAUCCCCGUCGACCAUCAUUUGCUCAAGUGCUCCGUUGCCAGGACUCCCAAGAAGGCUCGCCCAUAUUGUCUACCACGGAAUGCUGUGCGUAGGGUUCCACUCUCUACGCCCUCUAUCUUCGGGCGGAGGAACCAACCAGUCGACUACUUGCGGGGGAAUCAACAAGACCGCAUCAGUUGUCAAUCUGAUGACAGGAGAGGUCGGAGAAGGAGCAGACGAGCCGGACAUCUCUGCUCUCCAAGAGGGCCCGGUAGAGCAUUACUCCUACAGCAACGUAACCAGGACCUUCGACGUACUAGCCACAGGGAAUCCCGGAUACCCCGCCCCCACGAGCACUAUUCCAGAAGCCCUGAUGCACCAGAACUCGUACGCUGCAUUGGGAUUUUUCACGUACAACUUGCGCCCGGUCUUCACGGUGCAGCUUCCCGACAACGCCGUCAUCAGCGGAUUACAGUACAUGCCGCUGCGCAGCGACAGGCUUCCGUUUAUUGUUGUGAGUUAUAACCUUCCGUCUGCCGAGCAGGCCGACGCCGAGGACGGAUUCGUAGCAGUCUACAGCAUGAAGAUCUCGUACUCUCCGAAGGAGGAGUAUGCGGUAGAGCUUGUUGCGAACUUUCUGUUCAGCAACAACACCGUGUGCGACAUCGCACCCUACACAAACCACCGCGUAGCUGUCUCGCUGCGAACCGCCGUAAUCAUCCUUGCCUUGGUAACAGACAAAGACCUGGCCCAAGAGGACGUUACGAGGGACACGCACGGGCUUCACUUUGGCCAAUCCAUAGGGAAGCCGUUUAUGAGCACGGAGUACCAGCUGCUGGAGGUGUACGGCUGCACCGGGCCUGCGCUGCUUCUGAAGCUAGGCACGGCGUACUCCCAAGUGACUAUACUGGAUAUGCUCAAGGGCGUGACGCUCAUGAGCGACGGGCUAAGGACUGCGCACACUACUCUGGAGCAGCCCCGCCUGGUAAUCCAGUCACAGCUCUUGCAGCGGAUGAUCCCGGCGUGCAUCUAUCAGAUAGGCGUCGACGGACCGAUACUGGUUGGGGAUCGCGCAGGGUACAUACACAUCAUCAAACUGCACAGCUCGCAGGGGCUGAAGACUGUCGCAUCCCAUUACGUCGGGGAACAGGUUGUCUGCUUCGGCCCCGCGCCAGGCCAUCGAAGGGAGAGCAGCGCCGUCGCGACGAGCAGAAGCCACGCGUCUGGUCGGCAGCUCAUUGAGCCGUAUCCUCCCAUACUAUACGCGACGAUAGGUGGCCAAAUAGGAGUCAUCAUAAAGGUCACCGAGCAGUGCUCGGCAAUGCUUUGCCUAGCAGAAAGCGCCAUGCAGCAGAAGGGCCGAGCUCGCCGGGAUCCAGACGCCCUCAUAGAUCUGGACACCCUGGAGCGAUACAGACACCUCGACGAGGAUGAAAAGCAGCUCGUGGUAGCCGGCCUUCUUUCAGCGAAAUUCGACGGGCUCACCGCAGACAUCCUCGCGAGCACCAUUGGAGAAGUCGCAAGGUUCGCGGCCCCCUGGUGA